This is a messenger RNA of Symbiodinium pilosum, 483 nucleotides long. Lineage: Eukaryota; Dinophyceae; Suessiales; Symbiodiniaceae. The record is from the annotation of a GenBank genome assembly.
AUGAUGCCAUCAGGCAUCCCUGAAAAUGCCCCGGUCCUUUCAGAGAAGGAAGCGGCAGAGGCUCUGAAGAAAUUUGUCAAAAAGAACCGGACGCCCAAAGAUCGUGCAAAGUUUAUGAGUACCCCGACUCCGAUGUUGACUCCGGUAGAGACCAGUGAACAAGGGGAACAACCAGCACCUGAAGAAGAGCGCCCCGUGGAACCAUCAAUGAGCCUCCCUGGCACCAUGCCAGGCCUUUCCCUUCUGGUCGCCGACGCCGACGCAUCCAUGAAGAAGCUGGUUGAAGAGAAGCUGGCAAAGUUUGACAUUUUCGAUUCCAUAGACGAGGAGCGCAUCAAGGAGUUCGAAGCAGCAGCAGAGCGAAGCAAAGCUCAGUCAAAUUACAAAGAAUACAAAGCCAAGAACAAAAAGAUCGAUCCAAACAAGUUCUCAUCCGUGUCCGUCGUCCAACGCCGAGAAGAUGGACACAGCGUGAUGACUUAA